This is a messenger RNA of Habropoda laboriosa, 1784 nucleotides long. Its product is annotated as homeobox protein abdominal-B-like. Gene Ontology annotation, molecular function: RNA polymerase II cis-regulatory region sequence-specific DNA binding; DNA-binding transcription factor activity, RNA polymerase II-specific. The transcript is spliced from 4 exons. The coding region runs from base 92 to 1486 and encodes 464 amino acids. Gene Ontology annotation, cellular component: nucleus. NCBI's taxonomy places the organism in Eukaryota, Metazoa, Arthropoda, Insecta, Hymenoptera, Apidae. The record is from RefSeq and is a predicted model, not a curated record. Gene Ontology annotation, biological process: regulation of transcription by RNA polymerase II.
CGUGGCUUGCUCGACGGCGACGCUGUACGACAAUGUUCACGCCGCGCCGCUGUGCGGCUCCGGCGUGGGCCACCCUGGCUCCGUCACGCCGAUGGGGACAGCCACCGGAGCGGGGAAUUCCACCGGGGUGACCUGGUGGGGCAUAAUGAACGGUUCCCUCUACGAGGACAGCCCGCCACCGAUCCUACCGACAGCCUCCAGCCUCGUAUCGAUCCAGCAACAACAGCAGCAGCAACAACAACAGCAACAAACUGCAACGCCCGGUUCCCAUCAGCAAGCAACGACACCGACCUCGCCAGCGGCACCGGCGUCGAGCGCACCACCGGCGCCAACGGCCAGCGCGAGCUCGACGUCGCCGAGCGCCUCCUCGGUGGCGAGCAACAGUGCACCAGGUCCUCUCCACAUACCCGCCAAGAGGUUAACCGCGACGCCGGCCGCUUCCACUUACGGGGAAGUCGGUUGCGUCGAGUCAUCGACCGGUGGUGGAUCCUCCUCGGUCGCUUCCGGUGCCACGGACCCGGCCGUAUCCUCCUGUCAUCAGAGCUUCUCUCAGAGCUGGUGCAAUUACGCGCCGUACACCACGGCCAGGCAUCACCAUCCCGUCGACACGGCCGGUCAUCAUCAUCCUCACUCGCAAGCCGGGGUUCCUUACUUGACGCCGUCCGCGGCGGACGACCGGGGAAGGGUCACUGCCGCCAUGGUUGCUGCCGAAGGCGCCUUCUCUCACGAUGGCUACGGUGGCCUCAGGAAUUACGGAGCGCCCGAACCUGUCACCUCCAGUCCGUACCCACCUCCAGGUUCCCUGGCGGGAGUGGGCGUCGGAGUCGGCGUCGCCGGGAUGGGCUGCGGUAGUUCGAACCCUCUGGAGUGGACCGGGCAAGUGACGGUGCGAAAGAAACGCAAACCGUACUCCAAGUUCCAGACGCUCGAGCUCGAGAAGGAGUUCCUAUUCAACGCGUACGUCUCGAAGCAAAAACGAUGGGAACUGGCGCGCAAUCUGAAUCUAACCGAGCGACAGGUGAAGAUCUGGUUCCAGAAUCGACGCAUGAAGAACAAGAAGAACAGCCAACGGCAGACGCAGCAGCAGAACAACAACAACAACAGUAGCGCCAACAACGCGAAUCACCACGCGGCGACCGGUAGUCAUCACCAUCCGAGCGCCGCGCAUGCGCCACCCUCGAGUCACCACGUGGUCGCGCAGGCGCACCACGCGAACGGUUCAGCGAAGCAUCAUCACGGUGGUGGCGGGCACACCGGGACAAGCCACGGGAGCCUGGUUACAGGUCACAGCCAUACGCUUCACGCGCCCCAACCUCAAACGCCUCUGCCGACCCACGCGGCCGGUGCCUCGAGCACCGGCACGCCUCCCACCGCCGUCGUUCAUCCGCACAUUCACGCACACGCUCAUCAUCAUCAGUUGGCGCACGUGGCUCAGCAGUAUCCUGCGCUUCUUCAUCAUCAAACGCCUCAUGGCCUGGCCGCCUGAACACCACCAUCCUUCAGGCUCAUUCUUCCACGCCCCAGAGAAUAACAACGAGUCGACGAGUCGUCCGCGUAUACACACACACACACACAUACACACACACACAAAUAUACACGUAUAUAUAUAUAGAGAGAGAGAGAGAGAAACGGCUCGCCACCCUUGCAACGCAACUUCUCAUCGUCUUCGUCCUCGUCGUCGUCGUCGUACUUCGUGGCCAGUCGUUGUCAUUCGUGAAUCGACAGCCAUGGACGAAACAACGCGAUUGGAUAGAUAGAUCAUAUAUACCCACAGAAACACACAC